AUGUACGUUCGUUUAAUCGCGGCCGUUCUGGUCUCUGUUAUCUCAACAUACGCCCAUGCCGUUGAUGAAGAUUGGAACACAAAUGCAUCCGAUCCUCUUGACUGGAGCUCAGCAGGCAGCAAAAAACCACUAGGCCAUGGAGUCUUAGAAACACGAAGUACUACGACCUGUGGUCCUUCCGCCAACAACGCAGUUUGUGCAUCGAACCUUUGCUGCGGGCCAAAUGGGGUUUGUGGAACAGGAUCCUAUUAUUGCGCUGCACCAUCGUGUCUUUUCCAGUAUGGUCCCGCCUGUGAUGCGAAUCAAACCCCUACAGGUGUCAAUACUACCUCGGUGCCUCGACCAAAGUUAGGCAGCACUCAAUAUGGAGUCAGUAUCAGGGACUGUGGUAUCCCUGGAAAGGUUGCCCUCACGUUCGACGAUGGCCCGUACAUCUACACGUCGGCUCUGCUCGAUAUCCUGAAAGAAAAAGGGGUCAAAGCUACCUUCUUCCUCGUUGGUAAUAAUGGCGGCAAGGGCCAGAUCAACGAUCCGAAAACGGGUUAUCCAGCUCUCAUCCAGCGCAUGUACAAUGAGGGCCAUCAGGUCGGAAGUCACACUUGGAGUCAUGCAGACCUGUCUACCUUGACCCGCCAGCAGCGGUACGAUCAGGUGGUCAAGAAUGAGAUUGCUCUGACGGACAUUCUUGGAUUCUUCCCUACUUAUCUCCGUCCACCAUAUGAGUCCUGCAAUGCAGAUUGCUUGAAUGAUCUGAAAGACCUGGGCUAUCACGUUGCAAACUAUGACAUCGAUACACUUGACUGGCAAGGAGAUUACACACGCAGCCAGAGUAUCUUCUCCAGCAACCUGAAAUCCGCCAGUCCUUCAGCCCGCGGCUUCAUAUCCCUCGCGCACGAUAUUCACGACAAAACCGUCCACAUCUUUGCAGCAUACAUGAUUGAUACCCUCCUUGCCGCUGGCUACACAACUGCCCUGUACGGCGAAUGCAUGAACGAUCCCCCUGCAAAUUGGUAUCGCAAUUCGACCACGGGCGAGCCGUAUACCGGUGCCUCCCACAACACCUCAACUGCCUCUAAUGCCAAGUCGGUCUCGGUCAGCAGCAACUCGACGACAACGAGUAUAACUCAUUCGUCGACUACGGCUACCCCUAGUGCGGUUGUGGGCGGCGAGGGGGCCUUUGGAAGUCGAACAGGAAAUGCGACAGUUAGUGGUACAAAUGGCACUGCAAGUGGUACUAAUGGGACUGCUACGAAGAGUCAGGCAACGUCGGGCAUGGGUUUGAAAUCUUCAGAAACAGCGGGAACAUUUUUUGGGAUGGGCUUGACGUGGGCAAUCCUCAGUUGGCUAUUCUGGAUAUGA
This is a messenger RNA of Penicillium cataractarum, 1359 nucleotides long. RefSeq lists its product as uncharacterized. Lineage: Eukaryota; Fungi; Ascomycota; Eurotiomycetes; Eurotiales; Aspergillaceae. Gene Ontology annotation, biological process: carbohydrate metabolic process. Bases 1 to 1359 code for a protein of 452 amino acids. The record is from RefSeq and is a predicted model, not a curated record. The transcript has 3 exons. Gene Ontology annotation, molecular function: hydrolase activity, acting on carbon-nitrogen (but not peptide) bonds; chitin binding.